Messenger RNA from Fusarium coffeatum, 387 nucleotides. RefSeq lists its product as uncharacterized. The record is from RefSeq and is a predicted model, not a curated record. Lineage: Eukaryota; Fungi; Ascomycota; Sordariomycetes; Hypocreales; Nectriaceae. Gene Ontology annotation, cellular component: ribosome. Gene Ontology annotation, biological process: translation. Gene Ontology annotation, molecular function: structural constituent of ribosome. Bases 1 to 387 code for a protein of 128 amino acids. The transcript is spliced from 2 exons.
AUGAACACAAUUUUCUCAUCAAUCACGCGCCUCGCGCGCCCAGUCCUGACCAAGUCCCUCUCUCAAUCACCCAGGACAUUCACAACUCUCGUUCCUCUCCGACCUUCCCUAACUCCCAUGAACGGCGCCAUCCGAAGAAGCGUUCUCCCAUCAAGCUUCACCCCCUCGACAGCUGCCUCGGCCGAUAUCGUUCCUUCAAGCGCCAUCUCAGCACACCCCGCGAUGGGAGAUAUGCAAAUUCGCUGCGGACCUCGAAACACCAUGAACGGACACACUAGACUUGUUCAGAAGCGCAGACAUGGUUUCCUCGUCCGAAAGCGAAGCAAGACAGGAAGGAAGAUUCUCCUCAGGAGGAAGAUUAAGGGCCGAAGACACAUUGCCCAGUAG